Molecule: messenger RNA, 23518 nt
Organism: Porites lobata
Lineage: Eukaryota; Metazoa; Cnidaria; Anthozoa; Scleractinia; Poritidae
Source: the annotation of a GenBank genome assembly
AUGCUUUUGAAGCAUUUAAAGUUGUUCGUGGGCAUUGUUCAGCUCAUAACUGCUUGUUCUUCACUUUCUAUGAGCGAGUUUUAUCCUUAUGGAGUAGGCAAUGGCGACACUGAACUUCCGGCAAAUGAUGAUGGUAGUUCUGGAGAAAUACCGAUUUCUAUUCUCUUUCCGUAUUUCGAUCGGAACCAUGAUUCCCUUUUCGUAAGUACUGUUGUCUCUUUAAUUUACUGGUUUUAAGUAAUUUUUUACAUUGAAGCCGUAGCUUCAGCUGUAGCUUCACCCCCUGAACCUCUGAGUCUCCGAUUGUUAGCGUGACGAUUCGAGCUAUAAAUCACGAUUUUUGUUUGUUGGUUGAUUUUUUUGAUUUAAAGUUUGUUUUUUAAGCAUCAUUCACAGAGUUAGAUGCAUAUUCCUCUUACUUCCUUAGCAUCGGUGAAUUAUGUUAAAACUUCGCAUUUUUAGUUUAUUUCAUCAAUCUAUAACCGAAAGCGAAAAAAAACGUUGACUAAAAGGGUAUCUUGUGCUGUGCCUCAUGCAAAUGUCGACAAUUAGCAUAAGUUGCUUACACCGAAAAAUUACUUAGUGUACGUGAUUACCAUGGCUUAUGAGAUAACGCAUAAAUGUGUUCUAGAAAACGACGACCAGACAACUACUACAAAGUCGUCGUUAGAACAAUUUUUGAACGAACGAUAGGGCUUGCAUAUGUAAUGAUGUUUUUGUCGAAGAGAGGUCACGUUUUUCAUAUUUUACUUAAUUUAUUCAUGCCAUACUUUUCACAGAGUUAAGACUUUUUUUUGCACACCACAUGUUUUUAAGUUGAUUAUCUCACAGCGCAUGUCAUAUAAGUGACACGGUAUACUGUGUGUUUAGACGAAGCGUGAUCAAAUGGAUUAAAUCGACUGCAUGAUAUCAUAGAUAGAAAUUCAUAGGUAUCGCCACUUUCAUUUGUACACGUGACCCAACACUGGAUUAGCUUCGUGGAAAAAUAUAGCAUUUCUAAUUUGUCAUCUAUAAAAAGCUCUAAAAAAACUUGUUUAACGUACUGACAAAUGGCGCCUUAUAAAACGUAGUUUGGUGAUACAAUCAAUAAGAAGUCGAAAGUAAGUAAUGGCCGUUUUAUAUUAGACUGGUGUAGGCAAAAGUCAUUAUUAUGCGUCUCGAGUGGGCUUUUUUCUAUUCAAACAUUUUUUUGUCAAAACUAGCAGAAAAUUUUCCAUAAACCGCCGCUUAUAAGGUCACCCAGUUAUAAGCCCCCCACCCUCCAAGUUAUCGGCACCUGUAAACGAAAAAGUAUACAUCCCAUAUUGUAUGCCGCCCUCGCCCCCCGGGAUUUAAGACCCAUCCAAAUUAUGACGUUUUCAGUGCAGCUUAAUGAAAAAAAAAAACGUCUUUUGAUCCAGUCCCAGAUCCAGACCUUGAGAUAAGGGAGAGGGGGGGCGGUCAUCCAGACCCUUAGAAAAAAGAGGGGGGCGGUCUCCAAAACGAUUUUUUUCGGCCCUUCGGGCCUCAGUUUGGUCUAAAAAUUAGGGGACUGCGGGGUCUCCCCUCGAUGCGCCACUGUGAUCAGCAUUGCUAUAGCUUGUUUCGAAUUAGGGCUUUUUCUAUUCCUUUUUUAAGUAGUCCUAGGGCUUAUAAGCUAUAAUAAAUGAAUAAUAACUUUAAUAGUAACAUCCUCGUGAGGUUUUUCAGGAACUAUUUACAAACUAUUUACAAUUUAUAAAAGCAAAAAUGACAAUAAAAAACUCGAAAUCACAAUUUAUGAUGCAGGCAGUUUAUGGUAUGGGAAUACACCAGUGUCUCUGGUCUUGAAUUGAAUCUCUCCUCUGUUUGUUCUUUAGGUGAACACUAAUGGGGUAGUGUCAUUUUUAGUAGCAGUAAGUCAAUUCACCCCAGAUCCCUUCCCUCUGGGGGAUCAGCGACGCCUCAUCUCACCAUUCUGGGGCGAUGUGGACACAAGAAAGGGAGGGACUGUAUUCUAUCGGGAGAGUACAGAUACUUUGCUGUUGCAGCGAGCGACUGCUGAUAUUCGCCGGGCGUUCGUAAUUCAUCAAAAGUUUACGGCAACGUGGAUUUUUAUUGCAACCUGGGACAGAGUUGCCUUCUACGGAGCUAGUGGGAGCAUGCAGAGUAAGGUAUGGUCGGUUACACUACUUGAGGUCUUAUGUAUUGAAGAGUCUUCCCACAAGAAGUGAGCUAGCCUGUUCCAGGCUCCAAGAUAGUGGUGUGUCCGACGUGGUUACGCGAAAUAUCGACUACCAAGCUUUGCAACUUGCAAUUGAUCUCACGCAGAUGAACAAGAGUUUUCCCUGAAGCGCACUUAUAGAGCGUUUUCAUGCAUAUGACAUCACGGCCGCGAUAUUGGUGUUCCAAAACAUUCCUGUGGGAGUCGAACUCUUUUCUUAUGUAAACACUUUCUUUUGUUCCAAUAACUUUGCAUAGGCGCUGGACACGUGAGUGAAAACGCUCUAUUAGAAAGCCGUUUUAGUAUUUAAACGCAAUUUCGUGAAAUUGGGCGUAACCUGGAGAUACCUGUUUUGUCUUCUGUUUUAGGUUAACACCUUUCAAACGAUUUUGGUUACAAAUGGACGCCAUUCUUUUGCAAUAUUUAAUUACAAUCUGAUUAUGUGGACAACUGGGACAGCAAGCGGCGGAAGUUCUGAAGGUUUGGGUGGCACACCCGCCCAGGUAAGAAAACCUGUGUCCUUCUGCCUCGUCCCCAGUAUUCCUUUCUGCUCAUGCGCACGGUUUGUAGCCGGCGCUUCAGACGAAACUAAACCUCUGGUUAAGUCCGUCCGUAGCUCGCUCCCAACUGUGUACCCGGAUUUGAUUAAGCGCCAUGAUUGGCCCGUUAAAAUGUUUAAUUGGCAAAUCAGGCUGAAGGGAAAUUCGAAACUCUUUUCUGGUAAUUCGUUGUGUCCAUUGAGGGCCUAGGACAAGGGUCUCGGCGCUCCUUUGCAGACGUUACUAGCUUGGGUUGGAUUACAUCUGCGACGCUGGCUACGGUGCCCGGUACCCUUUAUGCUUUUGCAUCCUUCCCAUAAUACCCUGCGUUUUUAGGUUUUCGCGUUUGUUACAUUUUCUUCUGACAUAAAGUAUUAGCUGCGAAAUUGAUGAGAAAUUUCCAUAUAAUCGCUGGUGUUGAGGUAAUCUCAGGCAGGAAUCUGGAAUUCUUUGUUUUCGUUGAAAUAUCGCGCAAGAAAGUAACGUGUGGCGGUUGUAAUAGGCAUGUCUUAAGGUUGACAGUGACCUUAAAAAUCCUGUAAAGGGUACGUCCUUUAAGUUUGUGACAGAAGACCGUGCACGAAGAUAGUAUAUUGUAAACCGAUUACAAAGUCUUAAUACCAGCUGUACCACUAACACCAGUGACAAUCUUCCUUGAGCUUGGUGUAAAUCAAUGCAUGGCGUAACCUUGCGGAUCGUAUUAAGGAUAACGUGUGUGAAUAUUCUCUCGAAUUAAUAAUCCAUGCAGCUAAGGUUUUCAACUUUUGCAUCACAGGCCGGCUUCAACGCUGGAGAUGGGAUUAGAUUCUUUCAGAUAAAUGGCUCAAGAACCAGCGACAUUCUCAAUCUCCCAUCCACUUCAAACGUGGCUCUUCCAGGGCAGUGGAUAUUCCGAACUGAUGAGGCUAGUGUUGAAGCUGGAGGAUGCAAUACUAAAGGUGAAGCUUUCUUAAUACAUUGCAGAGUGCUUGGAUAUUUCUCUUAGAGGGAUUGCAAUUGAUAUACCACAAGGAACUAUUUUUUAGGGUGAUAAGUCCUUUCUUGGGUAUACUGCGAGCCGUCUCUUGUUUUUCUUUUGAAUCAUUAUUGUAGAUCAAGAGCAAGCGUGAGGGGCGAGCGGGCGAGGAACUAGGGCCCAUUAAUUGGCAUAGUUUUACUAUUUCACUCGCCGCGCGUGCCCUGAGGAAAGAAGGACGACCGCUCACGGUCUAUUUCAGGGGCACGCUCACAAGCACCUGUCUCAGAAACCAACGCUUCUUGUACUGAUGUCGAUAUUCUAGACAAGAGACCAUUUUGCAUACUCAGUAUACUCCAUUUCUUAAAACCCUGUUUAUUGUUAUUUAAUUACCUCCUUUAUUUACACCAAUAGGUUCUCUCACCAUUUCUCCUCGAUCUGGGAUUAUGCUGGGAGGAACAAACUUGAAAAUGAGUGGACCUUGUUUCAAACAGAAUGACAACAUAGUUGUGCAGUUUGACGGCAACGUCAAUAUCAAUGCAACGUUUGGAACCGAAAUUCAGUCUUCCGUUACCGUGCCUGUUCUGAACAAGACUGGAAGAGUACCCAUCAAAUUGUCUGUGGAUGGUGGGAAUUCCUUUGAUUACAACGGAGUUUACACUUCAGGUCUUUGUCGUUUUAUUCUUUGCUGACUUAAGGUAAUGAAUGGAGACUGGGUUGACUGGAUCCAGCGUGGCCUAGCCUCCAGGUUGACACCCAGGGUGGGGAGUGGAACAAUAUUUAUUUUUUUAUUUUUGUAUUUUUUUUUUUUUAUGGGGAGGCUCCGCGCCGAGGUUCAUUCCCGUUUUCGCAAACAACCCUUUCCUAUGCCUUCUAUUGACAAAUGUACCCGUUUCACAUACCCCGUUUAGAACUUUGCAUUCCUUUUAACUGCUGGAGUACACUGUCUAUAAAAUAUGAACAAAUCACAAAACCAGACCGUUUUUUCGACUUUUCCACAGCCGUAAAAAGCAUAUGUUAGCCCUUUUGGCUAACAUAUUCAUUUUUUUGACCGUUAUGAUAACCUAAUAUAACCUUUCAUAUGCUUGGACAAGUGACAUCCCUACUCUUUCAUAUACUUGAAGCCUGAAAAAGGUACCCUCACCGGCGAAGCCUUUCCGUAUAGGCCAUCAAGGGAGUACCCCCUUCCCCGCUUGAUUUGACAUUGCAUUUUCUAGUAGCAGUCACUGAGUGAAAGUAUCUCAUCUUCCAUCAUUUCCCUCUGUUUCAGUACCCAUCAAUCGUAAUAUUCCUGAUGUCCAGCGGGAGGACGGUGAUCUAUGGCAGGAGGAUUCUUCGGUAGAUAUCAGCUGGGAUUCCGGAAGCAUCGGAGGCAAUGACGAUCAAGUCUCAAUCGAUUUAGCGCGUUAUAAAAUGGGCGAAGAUAGCGUCCCAGAGCUGGAUAGUUUUCAUACUGUAGUGGACUCGCAGUUGAAUACUGGUCACAGUCAGUUUGUCGUCACACAAGGCGAGGGAGAUGGGUAAGGGAGGUCGCCAUGGAGAUCUAUCUAAUUACGUUUUUUUUUAAACUGUGCAAGGUCUUUUACGACGGAGGAGAAGUCCCUACACAUCUACAUUGGAGAGAAUGUAUUGCAUGCAAUUUCUAGGAUACAAUAUAUGUAAAUCGUUUUAAAAGUUCUUCUCAUACUCUGAGCAGCGUAGUACAUACAGCACUUAACACAAAGAACAUACAACCAUUGUAUCAGAUUGUUGCUUAAAAGAGGUUGAAAAACGAAAAAAUUCCAAAACCAUCAUCCUGAAAAGUGGUUGCGGUCACUUACGAGAAGUGAACGUGCAUGGAGAUCGAGGUUCCAAUAUAAUUUUUCAGGUUUCGAAUUCUAGGUGAAAAAACUUGACACUUUAUCAAGUAAUUUCUUUCAAAUGUAAUUACCUGCAUGUUUUCUCAGUAACUAGCUCCGGGGGCUCCUUUAGCAUCCCAUCUCCGGAAAAGUCAUGUCCCAGCACUUAUCUGAGCUAAUAUUCUCACCUGUUUUGAUGACGUCAUGCUCUUCCGCACCUUUCAGAUGAGUUUUUUGUGCUGAGAAAAAAACGUAAGACGCUAACUCCCACCAACGGCGUCACCAAGAAAAAGGGAGGAGGCAGGCUUCUGUUUUUUUUUUUUCGUGGCCUAGCCCUUGCAACAGAGCAGCAAGACAUCCUUUUUUUGGAGAAAUCUCGCGAAGUGACAUAGUUCUCCUUCCUCUUUUUGUUUCAGAAACAUCGAAGAUCGUUAUGUUAACCUGGUUCGGAUAUCAAGGAAAGACGGCACAAACAAUGUUUCUCGGGCUCAGUGGGUGUGGAGUGAAUUGUUUGCUUGGAGAAAUGCACCUUGGGCAGAUGAGAGGUGCAAAAUAUGGCAUCAGAAAGAACCUAACCCCAACGAAUUCAAAGGUACCUUCCACUAUUUCUUGAUCAUCUAGUAUGAGUAAUGAUUGUCGUUAAUUUGUCGGAGACCCUUUGGACUAGUUUGGAACCUUAUGACGAGCUACAUGCAGCAUUUGGUGCUCAAGAGUUAGUAUGCAUUACAUUACAAAAGAGAGCUGUGCGCCUAAUUAACUUCGCACCUUUCCGCUCUCAUGCCGUCCCUUACUUUCUUCACUCUAAUAUUAUGCCUAUUACAAUGCUCUAUUUUAAGCUUUCUUCGAUGUUAAUGUUUGAUGUUUACAAUAACACUGCCCCUCAUAAUAUUUCACAUCUCUUUAUUCCUACUCAACAAAUCCACUCUUACAGCACUCGCUCCUCCUCUUCUGGAGAUUAUUACAUUAGCCGCUCUAGACUAAAUCAAAAAAAUGAUUCGUUUUCUAUUAUGGGAGCCAAAAUUUGGAAUAGUAUACCUGAAAAUUUACGAAAUUCUUCAAAAUCUCUCUUUAAGGAAAAAGUUCAUACAAUUCUGUUGAAAAUAUUUGAAGUUCAGGAUAGAUAUGCUGACCUAAACACGAUAAUCUCCGAUUUUAAAAACUAUUAGCCCCCGCUUAUCUAAAUAGCUGCCUCGAUUUUCUUGUCUCAAUUUCUCUCGUGACUGACCUUUUUUAUUAUAAAUAUGGUACUUUUUCACUUCAACUAUUCGUAAUAAAUCUUAAGCCGUCUACACACCACCUGCCUCGACUAGCCUUGCUAUUUGCAGGUGGUGUGAUAUUUGUAUAUUUAAUGUAAGAAAUAAAGAUGUUGUUGUUAAAGCUUGUUGUUAAAGCUUGCAUCACAAAUGUGGAUUUCUCUUAAUUCCGUCGCCCACCAUCUGUUUGUUUUGCUGCGUGCAAAUUUGACAAUCUGCUCCAAGGAAAAACUCGGUUUGACCUUCUUACAAUUUAUACUGGAUGUUGCUUAACUUAGAAUUAUGUUAUUUUUUGUGGCGCUUCGAUAGUAUUCCGAACCACCCCCCACCCCACCCCCCCAAAAAAGCGAAAGAAUGGGGAGGGGGCAUGUGAUGAAAGAGAUUCUUUUACUCGUUCCGUAUUUCUGUCCACAGACGAUCCCAGUAUGCAACCCUGUCCUAGGAGCAUAACCCAGGCUAUGGCUGAUCGCGGGCGUUUCAUGUCCGAUGAAGAGUGCAACCCGUCCAAUCGGGAUGGCUGCUCUCGCUUCCACGAAGGUGCCGUUCAUUGCUUUAAAAUGGUCAAUCCAAGGUAAUUCACUAGGAGAUCAGUAACCUUUCCAGUUUCUUGAAACAUGAACUGGAAAGUUAACAUAUUAGUAAACUGCAAUAUGAAAUUGUUCGUGUUUGUUUACAUAUAAAGCACCGGCGCUAAUCAAUCCUGGAUAAGGAACCGGUCGUCAUCGAAAGAUCGUCAUCGAAAAAGCUAACGCCGGAGACAGUGUUUUAAAAUCUUAACUGAUAACGAAGAAAGUUGUUAAAUUUGUUUUCCUUUGUUUUGUUUUGUUUUGUUUUUUUUUUUACUUUUCUUUUUUCGUAGAUUAGAUUUCAUCUUCUCCGUUUAUGUUCCCAUUAAAGAUUUUUUCGUCCUCUGAUCUUCUGUUCUCUACACUCAGUGGUACAUUCUUCUGUUGCUUUUUAGCGCAACGGGUGCUGGUCAGCAGUGUUGCUAUAACAACUUUGGUAACUUAAUGAUGGGUAAACCAAAUGCAGGCUCCCUUGAUCGAUUCCAUCCAAAUGCUGGUCUGCCUGUGAUAUCACACUUUUUCCAUGAUUUAGUGCCAUACCAGGACUGUUGUCGGUUGUCUGAUAGUUGCGACAAGUAUUAUGAGAAGCGGCCGUCGGAUGACGGGUCAAAGUACCAAGCCCCAAGACCUGGUAUGUGAACCAGCUCCAGGAAGUGACAUUCAAUUUGCUCUCACAAACGGGGAAAAAACUCCUAUGUAAAUUAAAGAGCAAUGUACAAUAGCAAAACACUAUCCUGAGUUCAAGUAGUUUUCCAUUCAGACACAGAACCUCGCUUUCCUUAGCAAACUGGCAUCCUCGUCGGCUUAUGAAAACCUCGAGUGAAAUGCUCUAGCCAAGAAAAUGACUUUGUGUGGUGUUGCGAAGCUCGGAGUAGAAUUACCUCCAAAGCCAGCUGUUUUUGUUUUUUGUGUUUGUUACGGGAUGUGUUGUUUUCUUUUCGAAAACAUUUUAUAGCCUUUUAUUUUGAAAGGGAAAAGUUGAGUAAUACCGAAUUAAGGUCAUGAAAAUUACCUGCUUCUUUCAGCCAUUUUAUCAAGUAUGCAGGCUUUCGAUUGGCUGUUUAAUCGGUUGAACCGAAACUUGUGACAAAUAGAGGGCUUCCUCGGUGAGUCAAACGGAAGUCAAAUCGUUGGGUUCAGUUACAACAAGAAUCACGAGUUCCAAUCCCAAUCAACCCUAUUUUCAGGUUUUUAUUUUAUUUGACGCUAUUUUUUUAUUCCCAAUGAUAAAAAAGUAUUACUCAUAAAUGGUAUCUUUUUAACACUAUAGCCACUGGUUUUGGUGACCCGCAUAUGGUGACCCUAGACGGCACUCCCUUCACAUUCAAUGGCUACGGCGAGUACUUUAUUUUAAAGGUUAGAGGGAUAAACUUUACACUACAGGGACGAAUGGAGCCUCUGAUUGACGACGAUGGAACAAAAACAGAUGCUACUGUUUAUACGGCGUUUGCGGGCAAAGAAUCCGGAUCAGAUACUGUUCAGGUCAGAGAUUAAUCAAUUCUAGACGGAGAACAGAUCAGUUUAGUCUGAAGAGGACCGAAACUUUCUCUGUUGACCUCCCUCAGUCUGCAGGUUAACUUGGCAUUCGGUUUCCCUCAACCAGCUUUCAUAGCUUUGUCCUUGCUAAAGAACACAUUUUUAAAGAAAUAUCACCAGACUUUUACAGUAACCGAUAGUUAUAAUCAGUACUUAUUCUGUGCACUGCAUCGUGAGUAAAUUACUCAAAAUAUUAAGGAGAUCAAGUUGGCCGGCUAAAGGUUUUAUUCAUUUCUCUCAUCUCCAGGUUCUUUUUUAUUUUCUUCGUAAAACCAAAAUGGAAUCGUAAAAAGCUAGGAUUAGGAAUAUAUCACUUAACAUUAGCCUGUAGCAAAAGAAAAUGCCCUGAAAGAUGACUCAAGGACAUGCCUGUCAAUGUAAAGAUCUAAGACUGAACAUUUUUGGAAAAUUUUGAAAAUAUUCACUCAUCGCGACGUGAUAGCUGCGACUUUCUAACAGCCUAUUUACGCUCUCUUACACCGCCAUGUUGUUCUGUCUUGCUUAAGCCUCUGAGCUGAAUGAUGACGUCACGAAAAUCUUGAUAUAUUACUUUGAAUCGCAAUGCAUUGUGGGAAGACAUUCACUCCUCCUCUGUCACUUUUACAUAGAUUCACUUAAAUGGGCGUGGACUGGUAGAUGUCCUGGUGAAUGCAGAAAUGGUCGAUUUUGAUGAAUUAUCCUUUUUGGAAUUCAACGGAGUAUCCGUGCUGAAGUACGUCAACACAUCCAAGUAUUCCGCCAUCUUUCAUUCCGGGAUCUCGGUAACUGUGGAAGGACAAACAGAACUGCUUGGUCUCGUGACGUUAGUGCCGACUAUGUUUAAAGGUACGAUACUUGGAUUUCUCGCGCUCUCAAAAAGAACCUGCUCCCAUUCUGUUAAAACAAACAAACCAAAAAUAAAGAAAAUUAUUUGUUUGUAUCGAUUCCUUUCUUGGGAGAAACUUAAUAAUUUUUUGUUUUGUUUCUGUACUUUUUACAAAGAGAAGGUAAGUGAAUAAAGUAUAAAUGACUAUUAAAAUGAAACUGAACAGUUUACCAGCUUUCAUGUAAAGUAAGUAAGUUUUAGAAAGGAAAAUAAAAUUUGACUCAAUUUAAUGUCAGGUAACACAAGUGGACUUCUAGGAUACUGGGACGACAGUCAAGAAUCGGAAUAUCUUAGACCCGAUGGAACGUUUCUGAAAACGAACUCUAGCCUUGAAGAGAUUCACAGGAAUUUUGGACAGCUAUGUAAGUAUUCUGUCCUCAAAAUUCUCUGAAAUAACUUCUUCACGUCAUUCGUAAAAAAGCCAGUUUUUGUAUUACCAUAGCAUGUACGUACACCUUAUUCAAAAAUGGCUUAUACUAAAGGACGAAUUUAUUGAGUGGUCUAGAUAUCUUGGUUCGUUCGUCAGCACAUGUCGAUCGGCGGCAUUGAGGGUUAAUUAUCAUAAGGACAAAAGAAUAUCUAAAUAUCACAUCAUUUUGGAACGACGCUUUUUUUGUGGAGCAAAAAGCAAUGCAAUGCAGACAAUUCAAAUUUGAUGCAAACGCUGUAUUAAGCUGAGAAAUGUGAAAUAUAGCAGAGGAAAAGCUGCAGAGAACUAAAUCUUAAGUAACAUUAAGUGUGGUACUCAUCAUCAUCAUCUUCAUCAUCAAAGUCAUUGUCGUCGUGAUCAUCGUCAUCACCAAACGUCAUCUUUAUCAUCAUCAUCAUCAUCAUCAUCAUCAUCAUCAUCAUCAUCAUCAUCAUCGUCAACGUCAACAUUAUCGAUCAUCGUUGUAAUCAAUUCGCUUGACGAUAAACCAGGUUAUUUAUUAAAGGCACCCUGAACGCUGGUGUGGACCUCCGUAUAGGGCUCCUUAUGGUACCCUUCAUUGUAAUCACACUGGCGUUUGCAUUUCUUAGAUAAAUCACUUUGAGAGUUGGGUUAAAGAGAGGAUUAUGUGUGAGAGAGUAAUAUGCAAAACUGAGAAUUUGUUACGUCAUCGCUUAAGGGGCUUUUUUUUUUUGAAGGGGUGACGACAGAAAACGAAUCCCUGUUUACCUACCAACAAGGCAAAAACCAUGGAAGUUAUUUCCACCCUGACUACACGCCGAUAUUUCCAGACAGUCAAGAACUGGUUUUUGAAGACAAAUCUUUGGAAGAAGAGGCCAAAGGAGUUUGCGGGGACAGUGCACAGUGCAUGUUUGACAUUUACACAACCAAGAAGGUGACGAUUGGAAAGGCCAGUAAAGAAACGGUGGAGCAGUUUGUCGCUGUUAUCAAUGAUACUGUUAAACCAGGUAGGGCAUGUUGAAUGUUUUACGAUACCAGACCUGCCAUUCCAUGAUUUUUUCAAAUUUUGACAUAAAUCAGUUGCCUAAAAUCCGUUCACACCGCUGAAAAAAUGCGCCUUAAAACUAGCAACGUUGCCACGUUUGGGAGUGAUUUGUUGAAAAACACUUACGAAGGUUUAACUCCGCAAAGUCACGAAAUUUUACAAACUUUUGUAUGAUGUAAAGUAGCCCUGACCCUAACUCGACCAUUAAAAACGCGACUUUGCGAAGGUUUAUCUUCGCUCGCUUUAAAUGUUCAGUACUACUUUCAUGCAAACUUGGCAAGUUUACUAAUUUUAAGACACUCUUUCUGGCAGUGGUUAUGGAUAUCUCCUAACUGGUCCCUAUCAAAAGUUGAAAAAACCGUGGAAGGGUCUGUUCUGGGACCUCUGAGCCGCAUCAUGGGCGCCGGGGGACUUAACCAGAAGCGAGGUUUUAAAUGUUAUCACUUAGAACCCCAAUUAAGGAGGUAGGAAUUCUAUAAAAACACUCACUUUCGGAAAUUCAUAUUGUGGCUUCCUCAAGAUUGUACUUUUAAACAUCUUUUUAUAGAUCUACUCACUCCCUUUUGUUUAAAAUGCUGCCAGUUAGCCUUUGUUGCUUGCAAUUAAUGAUAAUAUAUUUUCUUCUCACAUGGUAAUUCACUGGUCAGUCAACACAUGUAAACCAUGUUUCGCUUUUAAUUACAUCCAAUCAUAAUGUCGAUCCUUUAUGCGAACUCAAUUAGAUGCUGCCUUAAGAGCAACCGUAACAAAACCUGUCCUGUUUUUGCCUCGAGAUGCGCAAAUCAAAAGACCGGCACAAACACUGAAACCCUUUUUCGCACUACAAAGACUGUAAAGAAUCAAGUAACGUUGUUAUUUUUUUAGCUUGCGUGCCUUUGGACUCUGAACUCACAAAUGGCAUUGUACUGAGAAAUGACACUGAGAAUGGCAUUGAUUACAAAUUUACCUGCAAUAGAGGAUUCGUCAUGAACGGAUCGAAUCACGUAACUUGCAAAGACGGUGUCUACAAUGGAACAACCCCAAACUGCCUUCCAAAAGGUAAGAAAUAUUUCUACUUCUAUCGAUUGGACGAAUUCAACAACCCUACCGCUGGUAGAAAUUGCGUCCAAUUUGUGGCUUUCAGGUAAAAAGAAACGGUGCCUAGGUGAUCCAGUCGUUAGAAUAUACCGCAACUGAGAUUUUUAGCUUAUGUUUACGGCAAAGAGCAAACUUGAAGUAAACAGUUAGUCCUAGAAAAAUCUGGACAGUUACUCUUAUGGGUGAACCCUGCAUGAAACUUCUUAUUUUUGAGUAGAUGUAAUGAACUGUAACUGAAAAGUAAACGGAAAACUUGGUCACGUGGUUCAGUUGACGUAAACGUGAUUCUAGAUCUCUCCCUUUUCCCUUUCGCGCUUUUCUUGCCCUCUCCUCCCCUCCCCUCCCCUCCCGUUUGGGCUUCUGUCACACAAGCUAUCGAAAAUAACACAACAACAAUACCAACAAUAACAGCGACAACAGCAAAAACUUAUACUAAAUGCCGACGUGUGAUUUUUUUCCUUAUGCAGAGUGUUCCCCUUUUGAGUACGGCAACCCGACAAAUGGUCGCGUCGAAGGAAAUGGUCGUGUUUAUCGUUCAACCUAUCGCUUCAUCUGCAAUCAUGGUUACGUCCUAUUUGGUCAUGAUACCAUCACCUGCAUAGAAAACGGAACCUGGAAUGGGACAUCGCCAAGAUGCCUGAAAGGUAACAAACUUUGACAGUGUGGGUCGAGUAAGCUAUAUAACGAUUUUGGUGAGAUACGUCUUAGCUUGCAUUUUUUCUUGGUUUCAAAACAUUUUUGUGUAUAGCAUUGGUAAUUUGCUUUUAAUAAAUAGCCAAUUAACACAAACGGACGAAACGCCAGACAGAAUGAGCCACGAUAUUGCGAACAAUUGAAUCUCCUGUAAGCGACCAACAAAAUUUGUUUGUCGCUUACGAGAGUAGAACCACAGGGAAACCAUUUUUGAGUAGAGGCCGCGACAUACUUUUUGAAAGAUAUUUUUUUAGAUGCAGUUUCUCGUUUUCACUGCAAGUUCUUCGUUAACUAUGAGUAGCGUCGUACAUACAGCGAGCUCAGAGAUCAGAAAGUGACCAGAAAAAGUAGUCGCGGUCUUGUCGCGGUCACUUACGAAAGGUGGUCGUUUGCAAGCCUCCUUGGAGACCCAGGGGCAGAUAGUAGGAGCGAGAGAAAGUCUAAACUGGGAGGGGGGAAAUGGCGCGAAGAAAAAUAAAGAACGGUUUUCUUCGCGCAUUUUUUGCCCACCCGUUUAGACUAACACUAUCUGUCCCUUGAUCUCUGAGGAAGGUUUGCGAGAGCUAGCUGGGUCCAACAAUGAGGCUUUGACUGCCAACAUUUUUGUGUUUUGGAUAGAUGGUCGCUUAAUUAAAGGAGAGGUGGUCAAACAUGGAGGUUUUACUGUAUUAUUACAAACCAUACAGAAUGAUUUUUACGUUAGUGAUCCUAAUAGUUUGCAGUAUGAGCUCUCCAAAGCACAACUACAGCUCUAAUCAUGGGCUACCUGUGCACGAUACAUAUGAGUUGUCAAGGAAACUAAUCUGAGUCAGUAUGCUGAUUGUUUUUCGAUAAUCGCCGGCCCAGAAGUCUCCAAAAGUCCUUUGCUUUUUUUACAGAGUGUCCAGUACUUCCAUCGUCAUUAUCAAAUGGCAUUGUGUACGGUUCAGGCAACGUAGAAGGAGUAGUUUACAGAUUUAGCUGUCACGAUGGUUACGCCCUCGUCGGUUCAGAAAUUGUAUACUGCCGGGAAAAUGGACGCUGGAACGCUAGCGUUCCUUCUUGCUUGAGAGGUUUGUCUUCUUUUCUUUUUUGUUAUGUUGAGUCCAUGCAGAGGAGCCUGGAUAAGACUUUUAAACCCUCUAGGGUCUCGAUAUAUGAUACCGUAAAAUUCCGAAAAUAUGCCCCUUUUUUAAUAAGGUCCUUCGUGCAAGUUUAAGUCCCGUCAGCCUCCGCUAAAUUCGAAACGGAAAAAAGCUUCCCAUAACAAGCACUCUCGUACAGAAGCCCCCAUAUCAGAACCCACAACAUAGGGUAAGCUCAAACGUUAGUCUUGUCACUCGUUAGAUGCCCAUGAAAUACAACUGUCAUAUAUAGGUGGGAUGUUUCUUGGCGUUGCGAGCCCUAUUUUUGGCUAGCUGUUAUGCUUGAUGGGUUUGUUGUUCUGUUUGAAGCCAAUGUGCCAAUAUCAUCAUUAGCACCAAGUCCCUCGGUAUACAAGCCCCAUCGAUUCAAUUUCUGCAAACAAUGCUUAUUGUAUAACUUACAGUUUCUGUCAACAAAAACUGAUUGAGGGCAAAAUGUUUGCUAUAUUUUUAAUAUGUAAUGCCGGUUUCAAACAUACAGCAUGUACGUAACUACACUUUCCAUGGUCACUAACUGCAUUUGCUCUUACUCGCUGCAGCACACUGUCAUUACAAACUGACCUCUUUUUCCAUUACAUGGUUAGUAACAUCAUUAAAUGGUCAGUUUAAAAUGAAAAGACGAAGCUAGAUGACUUCAUGGUGAAUGUUUUAAUUGAUUCUAUUUUCUAUCUUCAUUUCAAGAAUGUCCAGCCCUUCCAUUAUCGUUAUCAAAUGGAUUUGUCAGUGGUAGGGGCACUGUGGAAGGAUCGCACUACCAUUUUAGUUGCAAGACAGGAUACUCAUUAGUAGGGGCAGGAACAUUAUACUGCAGCGAUCAAGGCAUCUGGAACGGUUCUUUUCCAACCUGUUUCAUCGGUAGGCAGCUUGCUUUUAGCUCUUAUGUUGUUAUUUAAGACUUACUGGACUCAACUAAAAAUGUUGAGGAUGGAUGAUUGCUGAUCAGCAUUAAUUGAAGACUAUUGCCUCGCGAGGCUGUCACUAAUGAGAUUGUUAGUGGCCAAUCGAUCUCCUUACAGAAAGUUAUUAAAAUCGUGAAAGCAAUUUACAAGAUUUUAAAGGAUUAAAGAAUCCUGUCACUCGAAGGUUGUAAGAGACUGAAAUGAAUUUACAUGGCGCGGAUUUGUCAGUCUAAACAUUGUAUGGACGUGGGAUGUGGAAUUUGUCCUUGCUAAGAUUUUUAAGCUUCUUUUUAAAAUUAAUUAAUUGAUUAUUUAAUUUAUUUAUUUAUUUGUUUAUUAUAUUUAGAAUGCCCAGAAUUACCUUCGUUUAUACCAAACGGCCAAGUUUAUGGCAGCGGUUCGAUACAAGGCUCCCUGUUCAGAUUCAGUUGUUUGGCCGGGUACUCUCUUAUUGGACAGUCUAAUACGUUGCUUUGCAACGCCGAUGGAAAAUGGAAUGCUAGCGUUCCAAGGUGUCUAAAAGGUAACUUUACAAAUUCAUGUCAUAAUAGAUCACCGUUCUCUGAUUCAGCCUCGCAUUUAGUAUCGAGCACGGCAUUCUUGGUGCUAAUACCUGAUGCAAAGGGAACUUUGAAAGUGUCUUAUUUUUCUUUGGUGCAGUUUAUCACUGGGAAUUGUCUAAGAGACCAGAAACACAUCUUUCAAUUAAGUGCUUAACGUAAUUAUCGUUACACUACGUCACGCUUAACAUAUUUCUUGUAAAGAUCUCUCUCCAAUCUUUUAAUUUGCGUUUGUUUUGCUUCAUCGUGGGGGAAGAUACCCACAUGUUGCGUGUAAUAUCACAGUCCCUUCUUAUUAUCAUUACGGUAAUGUUGGUACAUUACUUUUCAGAUUGCCCUCUUCUUCCAUCAUCCAUUCCAAAUGGUGUCAGCAAUGGAACUGGGUCGGUAGAAGGUUCUCACCAUUAUUUUACUUGUGACGAAGGAUUCUCAUUAGUGGGAAGAAACACGUUGUUCUGUAAUGACGAGGGUAAAUGGAAUGGCUCUGUACCUACCUGUGUCAUAGGUAAGCCGACAAGCCUGUUAAUUCUUGUUCUAAUUUGCAAAAAAAGGAUUAGUUCAAUGUUUAUUUCGCCCAUGUAAGGGAAUGCAACACAGUCUUGGAUUCUGGAUUCCUCGCCAUCGAUUCCGGAUUCCAGGUACUGAAUUUCCGGAUUCGUUGUUAGUGGAACAUCAAUCUCGUACCCAGAGUCUUCAGGCUUUUUGGUCUGCCUGACCAAAAGCUUGAAGACUCUGGGUACGAGAUUAGUCGGGAUUCCGGAGUACAGAUCCCCUUACACGGGGCGAUUUAUUAAUGGAGACUUUCUGGCAUUCCGCCAGGAGACCAACUUCAAGAAGGUUGACUGUAGUUGUGAUGUUUUUUCCACAGAGUGUCCUAAGCUCCCUUCAGCUAUUGAACAUGGCAUUGUCAAAGGUUCAGGCUACAUCCACGGCUCUCUUUAUAAAUUUAGCUGCCUCAGUGGGUAUUCCAUCGUGGGAGAAGAUAUUCUGUACUGUACAGAGAAAGGCAUGUGGAAUGGGAGUGUUCCUAAAUGUCUCAAAGGUAAAAAGAAGUGAUUCCAUAGUUAUAACAAGCAUUAUUAAAAAUUGGAAACUACGCACCUCGUUGGCUAUCUACCAUCACAUAUUCAACGCGCACUCGUGGAAUAAUUGUUAAUUAUCGGGUACAGCUUAAGGCCUAAUACACAAUAUCACAUUCCUUGCGCGUAUGGAAUUAUUACUUUCAUAGAGACUUCCACAAACCGAAUAUAUAUUAGCCCGAUUCCGUGAAUUUCGACAGCAAUGCCCUUCUGCUAUUAUAACCAAUGCUUCCAGACGUCUGUCGACUGUCACCCAGAAAUAAAUUUCCUAUGGGCAUAUGUACCUUAAAUCGAUAAAAGUAUUAGAAAAAGUGCAAAUGCAGAGAUCGAUUGUCAAUUCGUUGUACAGUGUCGAUUUCAGGGUAGCCUCCCACGCAGACGCGUUGUCAGGACUUUGUCACGCGUUCCUCUUCCUAAAAGAAGCCCUAACAACGUCUGCGUUGGAGACUUAUUCCAGGUCGGCCAUAAAUUCGGGAAAUUUUUACCCCAUGGAAUCGGGAAUCCUGCGCUUUGGAAUCCAGAAUACAGCUAAAGAAUUGGAAUCCCACUAACGACUGGAAUCCAGAACCUGGAAUCUGGAACCCAUGGUAUGGAAUCCAGAACCCAAGACUGUCUUCUUGGAUUCCAUUACAUGGGGCGAUCCAGGGCAGUAGAGCACAAUAAUACACACGCAAUGAAGUCAUAGUUUACCUCGAGGAUGGUCUCUUAGGUAUGGUUUUAGCAACGAUAGGAUUUUGUGUCUUAGUUAAAUAUACUGAAUGUUUUUGUCACAGAAUGUCCCAGCCUUCCUUCAUCCAUAGCACAUGGAUUUGUCAACGGCAGUGGCUAUUUGGAAGGAUCCAAACAUCACUUCACAUGUGGCAGGGGAUAUUCACUUAUUGGAGUUGACACGCUAGUCUGUAGCGAUACCGGUGCUUGGAGUAGUCCUCUUCCCAAAUGUCUUAUAGGUAUUAAAAACUUUCGCUCUUCUUAGCUAGACCUAGCGGACGUGGCAAAAGUUUGUCCACAGAAAUGGUGAAGUUUUGGGAACAAUAUUCUAGAAUCUAAAGUAUAAAACAAACCAGGAAGUGCUAAAAAAACGUCUCUAUGCAUAUUAAGUCACUCACAGUUAAUGCAUUUGUCUCAAACAAGUUAUGCUUUAAGUUUAUUCCUUCAGAUGAAAAUACGUGUUGAUUAAGCACAGUAUUAGCAUGCAAGUUCACGAAGAAAUAGGAAUAUUAACAUCAAUAUCCCCGCUGCCAUUUAUAUCUUCUAAGAAUGCCCUUCACUUCCUCCGUCUAUAAGACAUGGUUUCGUCAAUGGCACUGGAUCAGUGGAAGGUUCUCUUUAUACCUUCAGCUGCAAGUAUGGAUACUCUCUUGUUGGUAAAAAGAACUUGUACUGCAACGCAGAGGGGAGAUGGAAUGCAAGUAUUCCCAUUUGUUUAAAAGGUAAUUACAAAGUUAUCGUGUUGGAAUUUGAUGCGAUCAUUGCAAUGCUGAUAAGUAAUUAAUAAAUUUCUAAUGCGUCUUUUGACAUAGAAAUAAUCAAACGCUUCGUGUAUUACGCAAUAUUUACUAGUCAGAGUAAUCAAUAAUAGAAAAUAUCUAUAGGUAAUUUUAGCUAAUAAUGCUGAAAAGAACAAUUUCAAUCUUAGUAGAACGAAUGACUGGAUAUCUUUUAAGGAAGGCUUAUUCUGCGAGACACAACUCCUAAUGGCCUGUCCAAAGUCCUCAAACAAACUCCACAAACUAUAUCUAUUUUAGAUUUUUUUGCAGUUUGCAAACAAACCAGGCACAAGUCAACUGCCCCUCUGUGGACUGUAAAAAGAUGUGAAGAUAACAUAACACUGUAACACGUUUCGUUUAAAUAAUAACUCUUAGAGAUGCGAGAAUCAUCUUACAGUUGUUAAAUUGAAGACGAGAUACAAACCUUACUAGUUGAAGGAAAACCCCCAACAAAUUUGACAAGAAUGUAACGUUUUUGUAGAGUGUCCAGAACUUCCUUCGUUGAUAGCCAAUGGUUUCCUCAACGGUUCAGGCGCCCUGCAUGGUUCGCUUUACACUUUCAAGUGUCAAGAUGGUUAUUCCCUCGUUGGUCACGAACUCCUGUACUGUACAGAAGAAGGGAAAUGGAAUGCUAGUGUUCCCGUUUGCUUAAAAGGUUAGGUCUGUUCUCUACUUGUUUUUCAAGUCAAUUCCGCUAUCUCGUGAAAAACAUCUUGUUAAACAGCUAAUCAGGGUUCGUACAGGUCAUGGAAAACCUGGAAAGUCAUGAAAUUUAAGAAGUUCAUUUUGUAGGCCUUGAAAGUCAUAGAAUUCAAUUGUCGGUCAUGGAAAGUUGAAGUAAUGUUUGGUAGAUUAAUUACUGCAGAGGUCAAAACGAGGACAAAGUAAGAUAGAGACAACUAAUUAAACAACUCAAAUGGCAGACAAUUUGGUGGACGUCAACCUUGUCAUAUUGUGACGAUGCAAACUCCUCUUUCCUCAGAAUGUCCUAGUCUGCCUUCUUCUAUAAGUCAAGGGUUCAUCAAUGGCUCUGGAUCAGUGGAAGGUUCUCUUUAUAGCUUUAACUGCAAGCAAGGAUACUCUCUUGUGGGUGAAAAGAACUUGUACUGCACCGAAGAGGGGACAUGGAAUGCAAGUAUUCCCAUUUGUUUAAAAGGUACUUUACAGAGUCAUCGUUUUGGAAUUUGAUUCGAUCAUUGCAAUACUGAUAAGUAAUUAAUAAAUUUCUAAUGCGUCUUUUGACAUAGGAAUAAUCAAACGCUUCGUGUUCAUGUAUUACGCAAUAUUUACUAGUCAGAGUAAUCAAUAAUAGAAAAUAUCUAUAGGUAAUUUUAGCUAAUAAUGCUGAAAAAAACAAUUUCAAUCUUAGUAGAACGAAUGACUGGAUACCUUCUAAGGAAGGCUUAUUCUGCGAGACAGAACUUCUAAUGGCCUGUGCAAAAUCCUCAAACAAACUCCACAAACUAUAUCUAUUUUAGAUUUUUUUUGCAGUUUGCAAACAAACCAGGCACAAGCCAACUGCCCCUCUGUGAACUGUAAAAAGAUGUGAAGAUAACAUAACACUGUAGCACGUUUCGUUCAAAUAAUAACUCUUAAAGAUGCGAGAAUCAUCUUACAGUUGUUAAAGACGAGAUACAAACCUUACUAGUUGAAGGAAAACCUCCAACAAAUUUGACAAGAAUGUAACGUUUUUGUAGAGUGUCCAGAACUUCCUUCGUUGAUAGCCAAUGGUUUCAUCAACGGUUCAGGCGCCCUGCAUGGUUCGCUUUACACUUUCAAGUGUCAAGAUGGUUAUUCCCUCGUUGGUCACGAACUCCUGUACUGUACAGAAGAAGGGAAAUGGAAUGCUAGUGUUCCCGUUUGCUUAAAAGGUUAGGUCUGUUCUCUACUUGUUUUUCAAGUCAAUGCCGCUAUCUCGUGAAAAACAUCUCGUUAAACAGCUAAUCAGGGUUCGUACAGGUUAUAGAAAACCUGGAAAGUCAUGAAGUUUAAGAAGUUCAUUUUGUAGGCCUUGAAAGUCAUAGAAUUUAAUUGUCGGUCGUGGAAAGUUGAAGUUAUGUUUGGUAGAUUAGUUACCGCUGAGGUCAAAACAAGGACAAAGUAAGAUAGAUAUAGGUGAUAAAACAACUCAAAUGGGAGACAUUUUGGUGGACAUCAACCUUGUCAAUUGUGACGAUGCAAACUCCUCUUUCCUCAGAAUGUCCUAGUCUGCCUUCUUCUAUAAGUCAAGGGUUCAUCAAUGGCUCUGGAUCAGUGGAAGGUUCUCUUUAUAGCUUUAGCUGCGAGUAUGGAUACUCUCUUAUGGGUGAAAAGAACUUGUACUGCACUGCAGAGGGGAGAUGGAAUGCAAGUAUUCCCAUUUGUUUAAAAGGUGCGUAAUAAGGGAUAAUCCCUCUGAAUUUUCUCCUCCAUCACCUCACAACCACCACCACCACCACAAAGAAAACGCCUACAUUACUGGCUCAAAUGCAUUUUCGUCCUCGUAAACGAGAUAUUUACGUAUAAAAAGGUUCAUUCGGUCCCCACUGUACUACUACAUGCCCUCUAAGUGAAGACUAUGUUUUGAUGAAAGUUCUCGUGAAAAGAAAAAAAAACUCCGCGAAAAAUGCUCCUUUGUCGCGGCUGGUAAGAUCGAUUGUUUUAAUGGGGCUUUGUGUUUCAAUACACACAACCGGAAUAUACAUAAUGAAGGCUAGUAUGGCCUACGUAUGGCAAGAGUGUACUUGGCUAAUGAAAUUUCGAUCAUUAAAUCUUUACCAUCGUUCAAUCCCAAAACAGAAGCAUGAAACUCAUGCACAAUAUCAAACAAUUAGAUAGGGGUCCCAAAAAAGGCCUAGAGGCGAUCUUUUUUUAAGCUCGUUGGGGACCUGAAACUCUGCUAGCUUUUGGCGGCUGUUGAGUGAGUCUGUUAAGUAUAGCCAUUCAAAGAUUUACAGCAACAGGUGCUUAGCUAUACUAAAAACGUAUUACUCUGAAUCCACGGGCGUCUUUUUAUUGUGUUAUAUAUUGUAAAAGGUUUUUGCCUUUGUGCUGAUUUUAUAGUACUUUUUUCUUUUUCCAGAUUGUCCCACCCUUCCCUUAUCUUUGCCAAAUGGAAUGGUGAGUGGUACGGGCUCCGUGGAAGGAUCUUAUUACUAUUUCAGUUGCCAAAAGCACUACUCACUUCUUGGGGCAAACACUUUGUUUUGCAACGAAAAGGGAACGUGGAAUGGUUCUGUUCCAGCAUGUUUUAAAAGUAGGUAAUCGCUAAUUUCAUAACCAGCAGUAAUAACAUUUUAAACACGGCUUACGCACGCGCGUCUUUCUGUUCUGAUAGAGUGCUCUUGAGAAAGUGUUGAGAAAAAAGGAACGUUUAAAAAUCACCAAUAAAACGCGAUUUUCCAUUUGUAACCGCGCCCUCAAUAGUUCGGCAAAACUUUUAUAGCGGUGCGCCAUGGCCAACAAAAUUUGGUUAUCUAUCCAUCCGAGAAGUUUAGUUUUCUCGUAACCGUACGACUAUCCGCCCGCUACAAGUAAACCAAUGUGGAAUGUCACACAUAAAAAUAUUAAGUAUAGUAUGCUUCUUAUAUCCUUACCACGCCAUCCAUAUCAAAGACGUUAAUUAACGCCGUCAAAUAGGGAAUCCAAUGAACUUUUAAUUUAGGCACUGUUUGAAAGAUCUCUUUCCCUGUAUUAUUUAAGUUGUAGAGUUAUCUGUGAGCGUUGUUGUGGAGGGAAUGUGUUAAGCUAGCAGGGGCAAGAAAGAGCGGGGCGCUGGAGGGAGGCACGCGAGCGCCCCGUUCUUCCUUUCGCCCAUAUACAUUACUUCCUUGCGCUAGCUACGCAGGCUAGUGUUGCAGAGGUUUCCACUUUGAUAAUAUGUUGUAAUAAAUCUACUAGAUUGUCCAGAAAUAAACCAGACACUUGAACAUGGGCACAUGAAUGGCAGUGGAUCCACUUUUGGGACAACAUAUAGCUUCUAUUGUGAUGAAGGUUAUGAAAUGGAUGGGCAGAGCACUGUAUUCUGUGAUGAGCAAGGUCAAUGGAAUGCUACUAUUCCUGUAUGUUCAAGAGGUAAAUAAUUCAGUUCUCUAAUUACCACAAAAACUUAGAACGCACAUCAAGAAAAAAAAACAUCGCGCGGAAUGGCUAUUGCAGAACAAAGACAAAAAGGCCAUGCAAGGCGAGAUAUUGUUUAUUCCCGCUUUGUUUCCUCAUAUCUCAUGUUAAAUGACUUAGUUAAGGUGACACUUGACGGUUCCAAGAUAAACUGGUAAGCCUUUAAUCCUCCAAGUUUCCCCAACUAAAUUAACGACACUUUCCAGAUUGUAUCGAGAUUUGGAAUGCCCCCUUUGGAAAAAAGGGGAAAACCGGAGUACUUGGAGAAAAAUCUCUCAGAGCAGAGAAAACAACCAACAACAAACUCAACCUUCAUAUGGCGUCCAGGCCGGCACUCCAACCCGGACCACUUUGGUGGAAGACAAGUCCUCUCACCACGGCGCCAUCGCUGCUACCCCUAAAAUGUUUAAAUGGUUAUAUGAACGCCGCCCUGCUCCCCAGCUGGUUAUUUUGGUUUUUAGUUUGUUCAUCUUCUAAACUGAGUUAUAUUAGGUGUAUUGCAAAGCUAAGAUUAACCUGCGAUCAGGUUAAUCUUCUUCCCUUUUGUUUCGCGCUAUCCCCGAAAAAAAUCGCCUGAUCGCAAGUUAAGUUAAGAAAUGCUGGAACGCUUUCCAAAUUUUGAUAUUGAGAGCAAUUUUGCUUUUCUCCAGUGCAUGUAGGAAAAAUAGCAAAGAAAACGGCAUGGUACGUAGUUCCAUUUUCUGCCACGAGUGGCCUUGUAUUUAUUAUCAUUGCUACCGGAGUUGUGAUCCUUUUGCUGCGUCGAUGGAGAUCAACGAGAAAAAGCGAAGAACCCAUGGACGGUGAAGAAAUGGAGAUGAACGAACAGGCGAUAACUCCAAGGAAGACUAAAGUGAGGUGGGAAUGUUUGCCAAUCUUAAAAACAUCUAAGGAAGCCCCAACAGUGGUGUGAAACAAGCCCCGCCAUUUAUUCAUUCUUGGAAGUCUGCAUGGGAACUACUAAUUAAGUUAUUUAGGGGCACUCGAGAGGUACUAGCGUUGCUCCAUGUUCUCAAAAUGCUCGGGACUAUCCAGAUUUUAGCCAAAGAAAUAUAUAGACAAUAUUGUAUCGCACUGGGCAAAAAGAGAAUGUUUCCCGAAUGCAUUGUGUAGUACCUCCACUUGAGAAACUCAUUGUAAGAGGCGUUCUUGGUGAGGAUAAUAUGGUAUUCAGCCUUUUUUUCCUAUUAUAUCGCCAAAGGUAACAGUUUAUUACCGGGGUAAAAAUCAAACUACACUAGAAGUGUCACUACAGCGCUGACUUAGAUUAGAUACCAUAUCCUUCAUCAGCCACAUUAAAACCUUACCACAAUAACGGGGAAGCGUCACGG